Messenger RNA from Pogonomyrmex barbatus (red harvester ant), 1001 nucleotides. It is a transcript of the gene Lamtor1, whose product is annotated as Late endosomal/lysosomal adaptor, MAPK and MTOR activator 1. The record is from RefSeq and is a predicted model, not a curated record. Gene Ontology annotation, cellular component: late endosome membrane; membrane raft; Ragulator complex. Gene Ontology annotation, molecular function: guanyl-nucleotide exchange factor activity; molecular adaptor activity. Gene Ontology annotation, biological process: positive regulation of MAPK cascade; regulation of receptor recycling; cholesterol homeostasis. NCBI's taxonomy places the organism in Eukaryota, Metazoa, Arthropoda, Insecta, Hymenoptera, Formicidae.
AUCCCGAGUUUUCGUAUCUGCGAGAAAUCACAUAUGCCCUGCUAGGAUAUGGCCUUUAUUUAUUGGAGUUAUGAUUGUGUGAUAUAUACGCGUAGAAUCUCUUGCGGCGACACGAUACUGAUUCAUCCGAUUGUUUACCGGAACAAAAAAUGAGCGACUGUUUGCAAUAGCCAUUGCAUUUCACUGAUUGAAAAAGGUCACAUUGGAGAAAUUUUGUUCAAACAUGGGAUGUUGCUACAGCUUUUGUAAAGAGGAUAACGGACCACAGAGUGGAGAAGCAAACGAGAGGACACAUUUAUUGGUAGAUCCCGUCAGUAACAAUACAAAUAUACCAAGAGUACAUAGUGAUGAUUAUGUUAACCAAUAUGCAAGUUCCGUGCCUAAGAAAACAGAUGAACAGAGUGCAUUAAAUCGAAUUUUACAUGAAACUGCAGCCAAUGUUAUAGAUGUAGGUGCAUUAGAUACACAUAAUCUAGAACAACACGAAUAUAUGGAUAGAUCUCGUGCUUAUUCAAAGAGAAUAGAGUCGGGUAGAAUUAAACUCCCCGAAGCUGCAUCUUGCUUACUUAAGGAUAUGCCUGCUCCUGAACGAAUAUUAGCGGCUGACCCACUUGCUACUGAAGAUCAAGAACUGAUUACAGAAAUGCUCAACAAGGCUGUGACAGCAUUAAGCGAUGUAAAAGUCGAACACAAGGAGGAUUUGGUGGUUCCAUUUCUGUCGUGAUUGUUAAACAUCUCUCAAAUUAAUUUAUAAUUUCAUCUCAUUUGACUGGAACUUUUACAUCAUAUGGCAUCAAAAGAGCAAACACUUGUCGAAAUAAAUCGACCUAAGUCCGAAUUACAAUUCUAGCUUAUGCUAAAACAAAGGAUCGAUUUUAAUAUUUAAUAUGUAAUGUAUUAUAUAAAAUGUUAAAUUACUACUACUAUUGUUAUUAUUGUUUAUGCUUGCUACAUACCAAUAGCUUCAAAAUUGUUGAAUAAAUAUACAUUUCUUUCUUUUA